Phlebotomus argentipes is the source of this 845-nucleotide messenger RNA. Its product is annotated as protein obstructor-E-like. Gene Ontology annotation, cellular component: extracellular region. Bases 1 to 762 code for a protein of 253 amino acids. NCBI's taxonomy places the organism in Eukaryota, Metazoa, Arthropoda, Insecta, Diptera, Psychodidae. The record is from RefSeq and is a predicted model, not a curated record. Gene Ontology annotation, molecular function: chitin binding. The transcript has 3 exons.
AUGCGAGAGAGUGUGAAGUUGGUGAUCUUGGCUCUUGUGAGCCUGCAAGUGAGUCUUGUAGUGGCACAGGAAUUGGUUAUGCCGGAAGGCUUCUGCGUGGAUCGAGUGCAAGGACACUUCGCCUUUCCCGGUGACUGCAACGGAUUCAUUUACUGCCUCGGAGAUGGAACAGGAGCGGCCGGGAGGUGUGUAGACGAUCUGCACUUCCGUCCCGGAACCACUGAAGGAACUGGUGUAUGUACAUAUCCUGAGGAUGCCGGAUGUGAUCCAGAUGCAGGAACCACGGAAUGUCUCGCAGGAGACUUCUGGGAAGAGAGAGUUCCGCUGACGUGCAAUCAGUACGUGCGAUGCGUGAACGGUGCAACCGAGACCCGUCGUUGUUCCGGAGAUCUCCACUGGGAUUCGGCCUCCCAGCAAUGUACCACACCUAACCUGUCGGAUUGUCCGUAUCCGAUCUGUUCUGAGAACCCAACUCCGGGCGAAGUAGAAAGAUUACCUCAUCCGAUGGACUGCGAGCGGUACUACAUCUGCAUAAAUCAAGAACCCAUAGAACAGUCGUGUGCCCCUGGUCAACACUUCGACAGAGUAAACCUGUGGUGCACUACGCCAGAAGAGGCGCAGUGCGAAGCCACUGGAGGGCCAGAUCCAGAACCCGAACCCGAGCCAGAACCCGAACCUGAACCAGAGCCAGAGCCUGAGCCAGAGCCUGAGCCCGAGCCCGAACCAGAGCCCGAACCCGAGCCAGAGGUUUUCGUGUAUUAAUUGACUAAUUAGAGGAUCAAUACUGAAAUAGCCGAACUAGUCUAGUGUUAAUGCCAAUGACUUCACAUUUUUGUAAUAAAAAC